Molecule: messenger RNA, 2964 nt
Organism: Conger conger (European conger)
Lineage: Eukaryota; Metazoa; Chordata; Actinopteri; Anguilliformes; Congridae
Product: cysteine--tRNA ligase, cytoplasmic-like
Exons: 23
Coding region: 80-2572 (830 amino acids)
Biological process (GO): cysteinyl-tRNA aminoacylation
Cellular component (GO): cytoplasm
Molecular function (GO): cysteine-tRNA ligase activity; ATP binding
Source: RefSeq, a predicted model, not a curated record
GCAACCCUCCUCCCAUCUUGAAAGUGGAAAAGCACACCUCUUCCGGACACGUUGUUGCAUCAGAAACUGGAUUGUAGCGAUGGCAGGAUCCGGAGAACUGGCCUUUGAUCAUGACUUCUUGCUGCACAUAAGCGAGGAAGUCAAGAGGGCAGCGGCCCUGAACGAGUACCUGAGCGUCCGCAGCUACCUGGCCGGAUUCACGUUCUCUCGGGCGGACCUGGAAACCUUUGAGCUCCUUCGUGAGCCUCCGUCCCCGCAGCAUGUUCAUGCUCUGCGCUGGUACAGGCACAUAGCGGCCCUGCGGAAGAUCCAGCCUGUCCCAGCAUCCAGUAUAGACCCCCGCACAGAGUACAGCUCAAAGGAAAAGAGGGUCCAGCCAACUUGGUCUCCUCCAACAGGAACGGAACCCCCAAAGCUGCGACUCUACAACAGCCUCACUCGCUCUAAGGAGGAGUUUGUCCCACAGAAUGGAAGGAAGGUUCUGUGGUACUGUUGCGGACCCACAGUGUACGAUGCAUCGCACAUGGGCCACGCCAGGUCCUACAUUUCAUUCGACAUCCUAAGGAGAAUAAUGAUGCACUACUUCGAUUACGAUGUCUUCUACUGCAUGAACAUCACAGACAUCGAUGAUAAAAUCAUUAAAAGAGCUCGACAGAAUUACCUAAUAGAGCAGUACAAAACCAAGAAACCUGCCCCCUCGCAAGUGCUGCAAGAUGUACUAACGGCCAGGGUGCCUUUUCAGGCCAAGUUGGCGGAGACAACAGAACCCGACAAACGGCAGAUGCUGGAGCGGCUGGAUGUGGCAGUGACUGCUGCACUCGAUCCCCUGCAGGGGGCGCUGCAGGGCGGAGCUGCAGACACAGUCAUACAGAGCCAUGCCCAGGUUUUACUGGAUGACGCGAAAGAUCUAUUGUCUGAUUGGCUGGAUUCCCAGUUCGGCAGUCAGGUGACAGAGAAUUCAAUCUUUUCUCUUCUGCCAAAGUAUUGGGAAGGAGAGUACCACAAGGACAUGGAUGCCUUGAAUGUGCUUCCCCCUGAUGUUCUCACCCGGGUCAGUGAGUACGUGCCUGAAAUUGUGGAGUUUGUGGAGAAGAUUGUAAACAACGGUUUUGGUUAUGUGUCCAAUGGGUCGGUGUAUUUUGACACCGCCAAGUUUGAUGGCAGUGACAAGCACUCGUACGCCAAACUGGUGCCUGAGGCAGUGGGGGACCAGAAGGCCUUGCAGGAGGGAGAGGGAGACCUCAGUAUCUCAGCUGACAGGCUCAAUGAGAAGAAGUCUCAGAGUGACUUUGCCCUGUGGAAGACCUCCAAACCUGGGGAGCCAUCCUGGGACUCCCCCUGGGGGAAGGGACGUCCCGGUUGGCACAUUGAGUGCUCUGCUAUGGCUGGCUCAAUUUUGGGAGAGUCCAUGGACAUCCACGGAGGAGGGUUCGAUCUGCGCUUUCCUCAUCAUGAUAACGAGUUGGCACAGUCUGAGGCCUUCUUCAACAAUGACCACUGGGUCCGCUACUUCCUGCACACGGGCCACCUGACUAUCGCUGGCUGCAAGAUGUCCAAGUCCCUGAAGAACUUCAUCACCAUUAAGGACGCACUCUCCAAACAUACAGCUCGGCAGCUCCGGCUUGCCUUCCUCAUGCACUCAUGGAAGGACACUUUGGACUACUCCAGUAACACCAUGGAGUCUGCUAUCCAGUAUGAGAAGUUCCUGAAUGAGUUCUUCCUCAAUGUGAAGGAUAUCCUGCGGGCCCCUGCUGACCUCACAGGCCAGUUUGAGAAGUGGGAGGAGCCAGAGAUGGAGCUAAACCAGAGUUUCUACGAGAGGAAAGCUGGGGUUCAUGAGGCCCUUUGCGACAACAUCGACACUCGAACCGCUCUGGAGGAAAUGAGGUCGCUGGUUGGGCAGAGCAACGCUUACAUUGCCAGCCGGAAGAGUGCUAAAUUGGCACCAAAUCGUUUGCUGCUUGAGAGCAUUGCACUCUACCUCACCAACAUGCUGAAGACGUUUGGGGCAAUUGAGGGGACAGAGUCUAUUGGGUUCCCGGUGGGAGGAGACAGGCAGAAUGUGGACCUGGAAAGCACUGCAAUGCCCUACUUAAAAGUGCUGUCAGACUUCAGGGAAGGAGUUCGGAAGAUCGCCAGAGAACGGAAAGUGACUGAGGUUCUGCGGAUAUGUGAUGAGGUGCGAGACAACACCCUCCCAGAACUGGGGGUACGCCUGGAGGACCACGAAGGACUCCCCACUGUGGUCAAACUGGUGGACAGAGAGACUCUUUUGAAGGAGAAAGAGGAGAAGAGGAAGAUUGAAGAGGAGAAGUGGAAGAAAAAAGAGGAGGCAUUAAAAAAGAAACAGGAACAGGAAAGAGCUCGGCUGGAGAAGAUGAAGAUUCAUCCCAGUGAGAUGUUCCGCUCAGAAGACGACAAGUACUCCAGCUUUGAUGAAACUGGAUUCCCUACUCAUGACAUUGAGGGAAAGGAGAUCAGCAAAGGGCAAACCAAGAAGCUCCGCAAGCUCUAUGAGGCUCAAGAGAAGUUGCACAAGGAAUACCUCGAGACUACCCAGAAUGGAAGCUGAGGAUUCUGGGUAAUAACCCAGGCCUCCAAUCUAGACUGACCCUGUCCAACCCCAAGCACUGCCCACAGCAUCUGUACUUUCCUGCCUUGUCACACCUGCUGAAAUGGGCCCACGCUUAGGGACCUGGGGGGAGCACUUGCUUUUUUUCCACCAGUGGGGGGGGUGCUGAUUUAUAAAUGGCAUGUUAAUUACUUUUAAUAUUAUGGUGUACAAAUUUGCAAUGAAAGGACUGUGAAGUAAAUUGAUGAGUGAGUCAAGUGCGUGCAUGUGUGCUUGUGUGUGUGUGUGUGUGUGUGUGUGUGUGUGUGUGUGUGUGUGUGUGUGUGUGUGUGUGUGUGUGUGUGUGCCCCCCUUUUGAUGGGUUUUUUCCAAAUUAAAAAAUACAGACCGCA